AAUGAAGAACUAAAACAAGAAGUUAUCAGCUUAAGAUGGAAAAUUUAUUUAUGAAGGUGAUAUAAUUACAGAUGAUAAGUCAAAAUAGAUGCUUUAUGAUGGUUAAGGAUAUCUAUUUAAUAAUGAGACGAAGUGUUUCUUCAAAGGGACAUGGAAAAGGGGGGAGAAAGUUUGUGGAAUUGAAACUUUCCCGAAUGGGGAUGUUUAUGAAGGUUAAUACAAAGAUGGUGUGUUUCAUGGCAGAGGAUUGAUUUAUAAUAAUGUGCAACUCUACCCUGACAAAAAAGGUUAAUACCUCUAUGACGGGCAAUUUGAGUAGGGGUAAAAACAUGGCUUUGGUAAAGAAUAAUACUUCACAGGGGGACGUUAUGAAGGCCAAUUCAAGUACAAUUAGAAGCAUGGCCCUGGUAAAUUAGUGUUUUCUGACGGAUCCUAUUUCGUUGGUGAUUUUUAAAGAGGUAACUAUUAUUGUUGUUAUAAAACUUAGGAUUGCCUAAUGGGUUCGGAGUCCAUGUCGCUUAUUCUAAGGAGAGAAUAGUUUCCACCUUUCCUCCACCAUCCAAUAAUGACGAUAGACUGGAAUCAGAAGCGAAGGAGGAAAUCUAGGAGCAGGAAUAUGAAAAAGACAAAUCAGAAUAUUUAUACGAGGGUGAGUUUGUUGAUGGGUACAAACACGGGAUUGGAAGAUUGUAUUAUCCUAGUGGGUCCUAUUUCUAUGCCUAUUGGGAGUAUAAUAAACCUGCUCGUGAUUUUAUUGAGUAUAUUGCUGAAGGCCAUAAAUGGAGAAUUGUUAAUGUCAAAUAGUUGCAGACUGACCAGAGUAUUAACUUCUUCAAGAUCAUCCGAGAUAACAAAUCCUCGUGGAUUGAGAAGUGUCCCAUUAAGGGCAACAGUUACCCUCCUGCUGAAUUAGAUGGCUAUAAAGGUCUAAUUGAUGAGAAGGGAUUGAAGCGAGAAGAUUUUGAGGAUCCAGAAUUCGACUACUCUGAGCAAACCUUUAGCAUCAAGGAUGAGAACGACUAGCCAGUUGGUGCACCUAUUGAGUUUGAGAGAAUAUUUGCAUCGAAGUACUUCAAGAGGAAGGAUUUCAAACUCUUCACUAAAGAUAUACAGCCUGGGUAUCUACAAUACUCAGAACAAUAUUGUUGUUAACAAUUGACAGUCGUCUUAAAUGCACUUACAUUCCAUUCCUACCUUUUAAAUAAAGUAUUUACUAGGAAAUACGAAGCAGAGUAAUAUUAAUGUUCUCUAUUCUAGAAUUGGAUUUUAUUUCAUCAAACUAUUUUUGAAAAACGAAUGGAAAGAAUAUAUUAUCGAUGAUAAGAUACCUGUAUUCAAGUAUGAUAAAAUGCCCAUCUUCUCCAAUUCCUAGGAACCCGAAUUGGCCUGGGUGAUCUUAUUCAAAGCAUUUGCAAAGUACAAUUAAUCCUUCCAAUAUUUUUCGAAUGAUAAACUAAUGAGAGCUGUUGAGUAUUUAACAUUGUUGACUGGUAUGCCAACUGUGUAAUUCUCGAUCCCCAAUAAUUUCGGAGAGAACCAAGAGUACUCUGAUUAAGUAUUGCAUUUUCAAGAUAUUAGCAAAAAAAAAUAUGGAAAACCAUGUCAUAGAAAUAUUAAAGCACCAAAGUCAGGAUUUGUUAUUUAUACAAAGAGAUGGAGGAGAGAUUAAAAUUACCCAGAAAUACAGCCUAUCAAAUUGUGGACAUGCAAGAUUCUUCAUUGGGUAAGAGGGAUGAAUCAUACUUUCUACUUAUUUUGGCAUCGAAUUAGAAGCUUUCUCUAAAAUAAGAUAUAAACAAUUACACUUCACAGGCUAGAUAAAAGUUACAGGAAAGAAAUUCUUAAGCCAGAAACAACGAAGCUUACUUCUUGAUGGAAUACAAAGAUUUUAUCAAACAUUUUCAGUAUGUCAUUAUGCUUUGUGCCACAAGUUACCCAAUAUAGAAUUAAUAAUUGAUAGAGCCUGAAGAAAAAGACAAAUAUAAUCAAGAACUAAGAUUUUUUUGCAGAUUUAGAACAAAUUUAACCCAAGAUUGCUUAAUCUGUGUCACUUAAGAUCAUUAAGACAAAUCGGAAGACUAUGUUGUUUAGGAAAGUAAGACAUAGAUUAUUAUCUUUAGAAACAUUCCCUGUAAGAAUUGUGCUUGCCAAAGAGAAGGAUUUAUUCACGAAUAAGAAUCAAGUAAAGAAAAAGAUUGUGUCAAAAUGGUCUGGGUAAGUCAAUAAUUCAAAAUAAGAAAGAGAGAAAGAUAAAAAGGAAGAUACUAUAAAGGCUGAAAUGAAAUACACUUCAAUUUUUGACUAAAACAAUGAUAAAAAGCAAAUUAACCCAUACAAAUAUUGUUUUGGGAAAGGUUAGUCGUCAGGCAAGAUGCUAUUUAAGGAUGCCUCUCUAGAAAGUGGAGCAUAUGUAUUGUUUGUCUAAGUUGAAACAGGAGAUAGCAAAGAAUAGUUGGAUUUAAAAAAAAUGAAGUUUUGGAUUACUAUCCAUAGUCAGAAACUCAUCUAAAUACAAAGACUUGAUUAAUAGAUUCAAGAGUUCUAAAAAUUAGUGUAUGAGAGUGCUAUUGCCAUUGCUGACAAACAUUCUUAAGACACUCAAAAAAUUAAAUACUUCCACAAAGGAGAUCUCAGUGAGUAAGAAAAUGGAAGUAGUGAUCUUGUAAUAACGCAAUAUUUUAUUAAGAAAGAAGGAACAUAUUUACAGCAUUUGCAUAAUAAGAGUUCCAAUAAAAUUUGGAGACAGAAGUUGUAUUUCAAGUUGGAUAACAUGUAGAUUAUCGAUCACAGAGAAUCUCAGAAAUUGGACAUCUGUUUAUCCAAGAAAUAGACGGCUUUAAUCAUAAUUUAAUAGGUGGGAGCAAAAAAAUAUAAUUUGGAAGGAGGAGAAGGAAUUUGUAUUGUGGACUUAUUGCAUGAUGAGUUGGCAGAGGAGGAAUAGGAAGCGAAGAAUCAUGAGACUGCGACUUUUCAAGAGGAUAAUUAGCAAAUCUUCCAAUAGUCAACAUCAAAACCUAAAUUUGGAAGUUUAUUUUUUAAGAGCUGAU
Messenger RNA from Paramecium octaurelia, 3047 nucleotides. The record is from the annotation of a GenBank genome assembly. Lineage: Eukaryota; Ciliophora; Oligohymenophorea; Peniculida; Parameciidae.